AAAAUGGCUACAGCAUUAAGUAAUGUUCCCUGUCUUAUAACUGAAUGUGAAACAAAGGCGUCAUUUGAUGAUGAAAAUGAUUACGAUUUGGCCUUUGCAAUGGACUCCUAUGUAGCUGAAGUGGAUCCAAACCAGGCACACACAACACUUAUUUUUACGCUUAAAGAAGAAGCUGGGGCACUCGCAGAAACACUAAAAGUCUUUAAAUUGAAGAACCUCAAUUUAACCCACAUCGAGUCCAGACCUUCAAAAGUCCAUCCAGGAUGUUACGAAUUUAUGGUGGAAUGUGCAGAAGAUUCGAAUCCGGAGAGUUUGGAGGAAGUUAUUUCUUUGUUUCGAAGGCGUGCGGAAAGUGCGGGGUUACACAAACCUAGAGUGCAUGACCAUAAUUCGCAAAUACGUCAGAAUCCUGAAAGCGUGCCUUGGUUCCCAAUGAAGAUGUCAGAUAUUGACCAUUUUGCCAAUCGUGUAUUAAGCUAUGGCGCAGAACUUGACGCUGACCAUCCGGGUUUUCAUGAUGAAAUAUACAGAGCUCGACGAAAGGAAUUUGCAGAUAUUGCCGCUUCUUUUCGCUAUGGAGAUAAAAUCCCUCAAGUGGAAUAUACACUAGAAGAAGUUGGGACUUGGAGGAAAAUUUAUGAGGAAUUGGUGGGGCUAUAUCCAACACAUGCCUGUCGUGAAUUUAAUUAUAUCUUCCCUCUUCUACAACAAAAUUGUGGGUACGGCCCAGACCAUAUUCCACAACUGCAGAAUGUUUCCGACUUUCUAAAAGACUGUACUGGCUUUACAUUGCGUCCAGUAGCCGGUUUGCUCAGUUCAAGAGACUUUUUGGCUGGAUUGGCUUUUCGAGUCUUCCACUCAACCCAAUAUAUUCGACAUUCAUCCAAGCCAGACUAUACUCCAGAACCAGAUGUCUGUCAUGAACUUUUGGGGCACGUUCCUCUUUUUGCUGAUCCAGAUUUUGCCAAAUUUUCUCAAGAAAUUGGAAUGGCAUCUUUAGGGGCUUCUGAUGAAAUGAUAGAAAAGCUUGCAUCUUUAUACUGGUUUACUGUUGAAUUUGGUAUUUGUGUGCAGGAAGGGGAGAAGAAGGCCUAUGGAGCUGGUCUACUUAGCUCUUUCGGAGAAUUACAAUAUGCGUUGAGUGGAAAGCCAGAAUUACUCCCCUUCGACCCAGCAAUGACUACCGAGACUAAAUAUCCAAUUACUUCUUAUCAACCAAAAUAUUUUGUUGCUGAAUCUUUUACUGAUGCUAAAAAUAAAUUAACGGCUUGGGCAGCAACAAUUCCUCGAACAUUCCAAGUUAGUUACAAUCCUUAUACUCAAAGAGUUGAAUUAUUGGAUCAUCCAAAAGCUGUUCAGAAAUUGGCAAAAGAUGUUAAAACACAAAUGGCAAAGCUGGAAGAUGCCCUCAAAAAAUUGAAUUUCUCCAAAUAA
Molecule: messenger RNA, 1434 nt
Organism: Meloidogyne enterolobii
Lineage: Eukaryota; Metazoa; Nematoda; Chromadorea; Rhabditida; Meloidogynidae
Source: the annotation of a GenBank genome assembly